UCAACAAGUUUAGAGUUGUCGAGGCUUCAUUUUAUAGUUAUCUUUCAGUUGAAAUUACAGAGGUUAGCCGCCUCUAAAGUUUUUAAUUAAAAUUAGUGAAAUUUAACUUUGUAUAAUGUCUAACGCUUUUGACAAAGAAAAUAUUUACGAAGCAAUGACGAAUGUUCAUAUAAAGUCCCCCGUGAAAAAUGUUUUGGCCCCGCAGAAUGGAAAUGUUGUUGAGUACAAAAUGGAUGUGGAGAAAGAAGAUACGGAAAAAGUAGCGGCAUUUAAUCCAGAAUUGGAACCACUGUUGCGUGAAAAUCCGCGGCGUUUCGUCAUCUUUCCUAUCCAAUAUCCUGAUAUUUGGCAAAUGUAUAAAAAGGCUGAAGCUUCGUUCUGGACUGUGGAGGAAGUUGAUUUAUCCAAGGAUUUAUCAGAUUGGGAAAGUUUAAAGGACUGUGAGAGGCACUUUAUUAAACAUGUGUUGGCAUUUUUUGCUGCUUCUGAUGGUAUAGUUAAUGAGAAUCUAGUAGAGCGAUUUUCACAAGAAGUUCAAAUCGGUGAAGCAAGGUUCUUUUAUGGAUUUCAAAUCGCUAUGGAAAAUGUACACUCUGAGAUGUACUCUUUGCUGAUUGAUACAUAUAUUAGGGAUCCCAAAGAAAGAGAUUUCUUGUUCAAUGCAGUUGAAACUUUACCAUGUGUAAAGAAGAAGGCAGACUGGGCACUGCAAUGGAUCGCUAGCAAGACAGCAAACUUUGGGGAAAGAAUAGUUGCCUUUGCUGCUGUGGAAGGAAUCUUCUUUUCUGGUAGCUUUGCAUCAAUUUUCUGGUUGAAGAAGCGUGGCUUAAUGCCUGGUCUGACCUUCAGCAAUGAGCUUAUUUCUAGGGAUGAGGGUCUACACACGGACUUUGCGUGCCUGAUGUUCAAAUACCUAGUGCAGAAGCCGAGCAAAGAGCGUGUGCUGCAGAUCAUCAAGGAUGCGGUUGUCAUUGAGCAGGAGUUCCUUACAGAUGCACUACCUGUUCGGCUGCUCGGCAUGAACUGUGAACUGAUGUCGCAGUACAUUGAGUUUGUUGCUGACAGACUACUUGUAGAUCUGAUCGGAGAGAAGUUCUACAACACAAAGAAUCCAUUUGACUUCAUGAAUCUAAUAUCAUUAGAGGGUAAGACAAACUUCUUUGAAAAGAAAGUGGGAGAGUACCAGAAGUGGGGGGUGAUGUCCAACAGAAUGGAUAAUGUAUUCACAUUAGAUGCAGAGUUUUAAGUUAUUAUAAAUAAGUGUUAGUUUUGACAGUAUUAUGGAUAACAUUCACAAUUAAUAUUUUAAUUAAUGAUAUCCAAUACUUGAAUCUUUUUAAAUUUGUACAAA
Messenger RNA from Papilio machaon (common yellow swallowtail), 1351 nucleotides. It is a transcript of the gene RnrS, whose product is annotated as ribonucleoside-diphosphate reductase subunit M2. The record is from RefSeq and is a predicted model, not a curated record. The transcript is spliced from 6 exons. Gene Ontology annotation, molecular function: ribonucleoside-diphosphate reductase activity, thioredoxin disulfide as acceptor. Lineage: Eukaryota; Metazoa; Arthropoda; Insecta; Lepidoptera; Papilionidae. Gene Ontology annotation, biological process: deoxyribonucleotide biosynthetic process. Gene Ontology annotation, cellular component: cytosol. Bases 116 to 1246 code for a protein of 376 amino acids.